CUAUACUACCGUGAACCCUACAAGCGUUUUGACUGGACUCAAGACUUCAAAACCGAGGGAGAGAGAAAAACCUAGGUCGUGGAUCUGAACGAUCCAUUUCUCCUCUGAAAUCUCUACACUUCUCUCCUCGUCGUCGAUCCCCGAUGGCCAGAAUCCCAUGGAUUCUAGGGUUUCUGGUUCUGAUCUGCGCAUCUCGAUUCCUCCAUGGAUCCGCCAGCAUUCGUCCGAUCUCCGACGCUCACCGAUCCGCUGCUCUCGAGCUAUUCGCUUCGGCUGAUGGAUCGUAUGCAAGCUUAGAAAAAAGUUAUGAGGCAUUGAGAACAUUUCAGAUGCUUGGACUCGAAAAAGUUGCUGAUAUUAGCCCAGCAACUUGCCCAAUUGUUGCGGAGAUACUCGGGUCAUUGUCAUCUGCAGCAAAGGAGUUGUUUCAGGCACUUAGAGUAAAUAGCAUUCUGAAAUGUCAGAUUGAUGUCAAAACCAUUGAGAGAGCCGUAUCGAAACUUCAAGAUGGUGUAAAAACGGCAGAAUCAUUAUUAGAUUUCUAUUACACCGUCGGGAGCUUGGUUCAUAUCAAGAAUCAAGGUUUUGAUGUGAUAUUAUCAGAUGUAGAUAGCGUGUUUCAUUCCAUUAAGGCACUCAGUCAAAGUGAUGGAAGAUGGCGAUAUGAUUCAAGUGGUGCUGAAUCAAGCACUUAUGCUGCUGGGAUAGCACUUCAAACACUCGCAGGAGUGGUAUCGCUGGCGGAUUCAGAGGUGGAUCAAUCAACGAUUGGGGUUGCAAAGAAAGAUAUUCUGAAGCUGCUUGAUAGCAUUAAAAGUUAUAAUGAUGGCGCCUUAUAUUUUGAAGAGAAGCAUGUUGAUAUGAAGGUGUACAAGGGGCCACUGACAACUACAGCUUCAGUAGUACGUGGUAUCACUGCUUUUGCUGCAGUUGCUUCUGGAAAGCUAACUAUCCCAGGGGAUAAAAUACUAGGUUUGGCAAAAUUUUUUCUCAGCAUAGGAAUUCCUGGCAGCAGCAAGGACUUGUUCGAUCAAAUAGACUCAUUGUCAUGCUUGGAAAACAAUAGGGUGUCCACUCCGCUCAUUCUCUCACUUCCAUCUACUGUAUUCUCAUUGACCUCAAGGGACCAGCUUAAGGUUGAGGUGACUACAGUUUUUGGUUCGUCUGCACCUCCACUAACAGUGACUCUGGUGGAAGCUUCCAUUUCUGACUCGAGGAACACCCCUGCUUUGGAGAACCAGGUGCUCCAAUAUGACCAAGAAAAUAAUAUCCACUACCUUGAUACCCCAUCGUUGAAACUUGAUGUUGGGAAAUACACAUUCGUUUUUGAGAUUUCACUUGAGGAUCCUGAUCUUGUAAAUGCUUAUGCUAUUGGAGGAGAGACAAGAGCCUUUGUCUUUAUUACAGGAACCAUCAAAAUUGACAAAGCAGAGGUUGCAAUAUUGAAUAGUGAUUUUGGGAGCGCGGAGACCACCCACAAGUUAGAUUUAGCAAAAGAUAAUGCACUGUCACUAUCAGCAAACCAUUUGCAGAAGUUACGUCUAUCUUUCCAACUAACCACUCCUCUUGGACAUGGUUUUAAGCCACAUCAGGUGUUGCUUAAACUGAGACACGAGAGCAAACUGGAGCAUAUUUUUAUAUUGGAGCAUUCAGCAAGGCAGUUCAAGAUAGUAUUGGAUUUUCUUAGCCUGGUAGAGAAAUUCUACUAUCUAUCUGGGAAGUAUGACAUAGAGCUUACAGUUGGUGAUAUAGCAAUGGAAAACUCUUUCUUGCGAGCCCUUGGGUAUGUUGAGUUAGACUUACCAGAGGCACCAGAAAAAGUAGCUCGCACUCCUCAAACUGUUGACCCCUACUUGAGAUUUGGACCUAAACAAGAGAUAUCACACAUCUUUCGAUUACCAGAGAAGAGACCUCCUAAGGAGCUUUCUUAUACGUUUUUCGGUCUUACUCUUCUACCGCUUGUUGGAUUUCUUAUUGGACUCAUGCGAUUGGGAAUAAACCUGAAGGGGUUCCCUUCCUCAGCUUUACCGGCUACAUUCUCUGUACUCUUCCAUUCUGGCAUUGCUGCGAUCCUUCUUCUCUAUGCUCUAUUCUGGUUGAAGCUUAAUCUCUUUACGACUCUGAAGGUUCUUGGGUUCCUUGGUGCAUUUUUAAUCUUUGUGGGUCAUAGGACCCUCUCCUACCUUGCGUCUUCUUCAGCAAAGCAGAAAUCUUCUUGACGAUGUUGAAGUACCUUUACCUGAGCUUUUUGUUUUCAUUUCUUUAGGCUGCAGUCGCUCUCAUAGGAAUUUUCUUGUACUCUCGGUGGUCUUAGAAGAGUUUGGCAAUAGAUUAGCAUCAAUGUUAUAUUUAUUAUGUUCUAGUUUUGAGAAGUAGAGGAAAAACGACGAAAUUAUAUUAGCUGCUCUGUUUCUGAGGAUCUUUAACUUGUAAGGGGCGUGUUGUGUAUUAUACUGAUUGGUGCCAAACAUCUUGAAUUCUAGCUGAAUUUUGGGGAUAACAUCCCCCUUUCGGAAAAGAGAUUAGUAAAGUUAAAUUCAUAUGUUAUAUUAUGGACUGAAAUUUUGUU
Asparagus officinalis (garden asparagus) is the source of this 2569-nucleotide messenger RNA. RefSeq names its product dolichyl-diphosphooligosaccharide--protein glycosyltransferase subunit 2-like. Gene Ontology annotation, cellular component: membrane; oligosaccharyltransferase complex. The transcript has 19 exons. The coding region runs from base 144 to 2219 and encodes 691 amino acids. The record is from RefSeq and is a predicted model, not a curated record. Lineage: Eukaryota; Viridiplantae; Streptophyta; Magnoliopsida; Asparagales; Asparagaceae. Gene Ontology annotation, biological process: protein N-linked glycosylation.